UCUGGGCGGUCCGGCGCCAGACCAUUGGAUGGUCCGGCACCUCGAAGAUGGCACACCCUCCAAUGAUCCGGCGCCUCGAUGACGCCAGACCCUUCCGAUGGUCCGGCAUCGGACCCUGCAAUGGUUUGGCAUUGUCGACGCGCCAGACCCUCCGAUGGUCUGGCGUCGUCGAGGCGCCGGGCCCUGCGAUGGUCCGGCGUCGUCGAGGCGCCGGACCCUCCGAUGGUCUGGCGCCUCGAUGACGCCGGACCAUCGCAGGGUCCGACGCCUCGACGACGCCAGACCAUCGGAGGGUCCGACGCCGAACUAUUUGAUGGUCUGGUGCCUCGACGAUGCGCGACCCUCCUAUGGUCUGGUGUCGUCGAAGACGUCGAGCACUCCGACGGUCAGGCGCCUCGACGAAGCUAGACCAUCAGAGGGUCUGGCGCCUCGACGACGCCAGACCAUCGGAGGGUUCGGCGUCGGACCCUCUAAUGGUCCGGCGUCGUCCAGGCACCGAACCAUCCAAUGGUCCGGCAUUGUCAAGGCACCAGACCAUCGGAGGGUCCGGCGUCGUCGAGGCGCCAGACCAUCAGAGUGCCUGGCAUCGUCAAGGCGCCAGACCAUCCAAGUGCCCGGCGUCGUGGAGGCCCCGGAUGCGGCUGCUGCUGUUGCUGCUCCUACUGAGGUGCAGAUGUUGUUGUUGCGGUCGCUGGUGGUGCAACUGCUGCUGUUGUGUCGAGGCUCCGGGCCCUCUGAUGGUCCAGUGUCGUCGAGGCGUCAGAUCAUCGGAGGGUCCGGCGUCGUCGAGGCGCCGGACCAUCGAGGCAUGGAGAAGUCAAAUGUGUCCAUGAACAUGGCGGUCGAGACUAUUGCAUGCACGGCUGAAGACCUGUAUCAAGAUAUAUUGAACGUCAUAGCAAGAGACGACGCUCACAAGCAAUGCGUUCGCAGUCCUGGGAGAGGGGUGGCAGGUAACGAUACCAACCAAGAAACGACGUUGCAAAUGGAAUCAGAGGAAAUGUUGGGUGUCAUUUGCGUGGCUGCAAAUGAGGACGCGGAUAACGGCGAGGGGACAGGCAACGAAGACACUCCGAUCAGCACAGUUGGCAGUGACUGUAUCACCAAGACUAAAGCAGGAACGCAAUUCCUGUACGAUAUCAACUUGGAGCCCGGCAAGGUGCAGCCAGGCUUGAACGGUGGCAAGCACUGCCUCGCCUUUAAGAGCGGUGAGACAUGGGUCCCUUAUCCUCCGCCUAAAUUGGCCACAUGGCGCUACAUCACGGCAGCCAUUAUUUUCGAUCGACUGACGAGGCUGAAUGACGGCGUCGCGCUUCCACAUCUGACGCAUGUCCUUUGGGAGGCACUGGCAGAAAAGGGGGGGUUAAGGCUGAAUGAUUUCUUUUACGAUUGUGAGGACUGCUCCCCACAAUGGGUGGUUUCUGACAGCACACGAGUUGGGGAUGAAGUAUGCAACGACAAUGAUGCAAGGCCGAAUGCGCGGUGGGGUUGGGUGCCGUCAAGCAUUCCUUGUGAAUAUGGGGAGAUAAGGAUGCUUGUCCGCGAUCUAUUUGGGAACUGUUGGAGUAUAGUUUAUAUAAAUGGCGAGUUCUCGUCUCGUUAUUUGGAGUAUGAGAUAGCGGAGUCCUUUGAUGCCGCGACAGGGGAACCCCUGAUCCCAGUGCAGAACCCCGUGUUUUCGCCAAUUGUGGAGGGGAAAGUUUUUUCGGGGGAGGACAACAUUUGUCUGCGGCAUGUAAGAGGAAGGAAGGUCACUUAUGAUGCGUACUCCGACACAAGGGUUGACGUUCAGCGGUCAGUGGCAGCGAAUGGAGACAGGUCAAGGAGAGCACAGCAGUUGUUGCUGCGCUUAUAUCAAAAUGCAUACAUGCAUGACGACCACACCAUGGCAUCUUGCUCUGCGAACACCCUUCACCAAGUCGUGGAUUGGAUGUGGAACGACCAUGACAUUGACAUGAUCAAAAGAAAUGGAGGCGGUUCGUACAACACAUCAGCGUUCAAGAAGUUUGUGAGAUCUCAGGCGAGAGAAAGUGAAAUGUUGAAGACAGGGGGUGGUGAGGAAUUGAAGCCGAAUGCAGCGGAGAUAUUGGCACUGAGCAGGAUGAACGAGGUCCCUCAAAGAGAUCCUAUUGACUACCAUGAACUGACAACAAUGGUGGUGGACGGUGUCGAGUAUGUGCUACUAGACCAGAUUGUUGACUUUAUGAAGAGUGGAGGCAAGGACAAAAAUCUCAUUCACGAGGCAUUGCAUGAGGUGACGGAGGAGGCAAUAGCAGCAGCGGAGGUUAUCAAUAUUGACUGCGUAAAGGAUCGCACACUCGACCUUGUAUCGGGGACUCCUGUGUUACGGUGGAACAUAUUCACAGCUGUAGAGGAGCUGACCGCGACAUCGACGAAUGUGGACAGGAGGAGGAAGAGAAAGUGCGGAUGGCAAAUGCUUGUUGCAGAACACGACACCUUAGCGACACACACAACAGACACGACAGUGCAGGACAGAGGUGGCACAGUAUCUCUGGCGGAUGUCAGGACGGUGUUGAAGAAUCAUGCUGCAAAUGGAACGAGUGUCCAUGGCGGAUUCAGAGAGUGGAGUUUGGCACCCAGACAUCCUUCACGUGACUUCAAUGAAGGAGUCGAACAAGCAUCGCAACAGGGAGAUGAUGUGGUGGUUCCUUGUGACGAGAAGGGCGAUGCACAAACAGGACCGCAACAAGAGAACCCGGCAUCAUCGGAGUUGGGAGUGAGUGGCAGUGAUACCAGGAGCGACGAGGCUGCGAAGCAUGCGUCGCAUGAAGGCAUUGUUUAUGAUGAUGCGCGCUGGGGAGAGGUUCUGGGACAUUAUCAAACCUCCAACUGGAAACUGCCGAAGUUGCACGACCUUCUGCAUUUGAGGGCGUGCAUCGAACGUUCUGGUCUCCCAGACAGCUUCGCGGCCGAUAUGUGGGAGCACCACCACCAAAAGUUUUGUAAACAGCCUUUCCUGUCGUCGAACAAGCGCAAAGCUUCGUUUCAAAUGGUGAAUCAUGUGCGACGGGCCGUCACAUUCGACGACGACAUUGAACGUGCACGUAAACAGAUGAAGAGGACAACUGAGAAUUGGUCGUCCGUCAUGGAGUGCUCGGCAAGCGGAAUGAACACACUUGCCGCACGCGACACGGCGAAGUUGCAUCUUCGAUUUUUCCCCCGCGAAAAUUUGGUAUUCAAUGGGAACGAAGGUGCGACGGGAACCGCGAAAGCGAUAUUGGAUGCCCUCCCUUGCAAGGACUUAUUUCGAGAAGCUCUUCGCACGUACAUGUCGAAAAACGGGUGCAAUCCACCGCAUGAGGACAUGUUAAUACGCACAAGAACGCAUCUUGCGAUUGCAGCAACCGCCGAUGGAACAACCAGGGGGGCACUUGUGCAAACUGCGAGGGUUUCACCCAACUUCCACGGGAGAGCGGUGCACAGUGAUGUUGAUGUGAGGGCACAGACAGGAAGAGAACUUAGAACGAAGCAAAGUGGAAACGCAAAAGGUCGACAAGGGAGCGUCACACACCGAGAAGAGGCCACAAGCCAUAACAAGAGAAGGCGAAGAAGCAACAAAGAGGACAACGGCGAAGUGCACAAUAAUGACAAUGGAGGCUAUGUUGGAGAGAUGGGAACACCUGUCACAGAAGGACCCGUGGUACAACAGAAUGUACUUGGCAGCGACAAGGGAAAAAAUUCGGUCAGCGGAUCUCGGACAUGUAGAGUCAUGCGGGAAAACGACGCAGGCAAACAAGGGCAGAAUGCAUCAAGCUCGUCCGACGAGUUCGAGGUUGUUAACGAGACAAAUAUAUCUCCACUCAUGUGGAAAGGCAAAAGCGAGGAGAUCCGACUAGCGGAGGCAGAUGUGAUGUGCUUGGCCGUUGGGAAGUGGCUCAAUGACAAUGUGAUGGAUAUGUAUUUGCUGUCCGUAUACGAAGAGCAAUUGCAAGGUAAGGACACUGCAGCAGUGCAUGUGUGCACAACUUUUUGGCAUCCGGCGGUGCUCACGAAUCAGAAAGUCGACACAGUGAAAAGGGGAUGGGAGUUGCGUGUGAAGAGUCGGACGACCAACAUUCAUCGACUGUGUAAAGACCUGGAGGUUGCACCGGUCGUGCUUAUUCCAAUUAACCACAAACAUCACUGGAUGCUGCUCAUAAUGUUGAAUGUAAGGGAGUUUUGGACCGACUGCACAUGCCUCGACGUCAUAAUCGUCGACUCGUGUGACGGGUACGAAGAUAUUGCUUCAUCAUUAAAGCAAGUACAGGAAAGACAGCCACCAGCACGCCUGAGCGAAAAGACUGCGGUCAGGAAAGAGAAGGGGAAAUUCCAGAGAGGGCCACAUGAAAAAAGCAAGACAUCACCUUUGCUGAAGUCACACGUGGACCGUGCUGCGGUCACGGCGUCGCCGAAAGCAAACAGGUCUGACUACAAUAAACGACAACGAGAGUCGAUCCCCGUCUCCCCGACAUCCACGAAGAAUCGCAUGCGACAGGAUCGAUCUCCGCCACAGGCGCCGAAGAAAAGGUCAUGUGCAGAAGGGGUGGAAGUACAACCUCGGCACAACGUCACAAAUGCGAAGAGGAGGAGAAUUAUUGAGGGGGAGGAGGAAGCGCAGGAGACCAUUGAUCUGAGGGGAUCCGAAGGUGUGGAGGCAGUCAACACCGAAAAACAACACGAGUCACGGGACACAGCAGGUCAGACGCAAAGGUCUGACGCAAAGGUUUCGAAAUUGGACACAACAGGUCAGACGCAAAGCUCCGACCUGUAUGAUGAGACAGACGACGGUGAAGAACGUAACGAGGGCACAUGCGACGAAGGACGAUCGUACGGAGAAGAUGCGAACAAGGAGGGGGAGGACAACGAGAAAGGGUAUAACAACACAGAGGAUAGCGAUGGCGAGGUCAAAGAGGAGGAAGACAUAUCUCGGAGCAGCAGCAGGGAAGAAAGGUGUAGCGAAGACAAUACACAAAACACGUCUCGAAAAACGCCAAGGAGGAAGAAGUCACGGACGCAGGCACGAUAGCAACGCCAACAAGCAGUUAGUUCUCAAGGAGAAGGCAAUUGAAGGACGUAAGUACGUAAUGUAUGAGAAAAAUAAAAAUAUCCGAACACA
Messenger RNA from Chara braunii, 5116 nucleotides. Lineage: Eukaryota; Viridiplantae; Streptophyta; Charophyceae; Charales; Characeae. The record is from the annotation of a GenBank genome assembly.